This is a messenger RNA of Paramuricea clavata, 729 nucleotides long. Lineage: Eukaryota; Metazoa; Cnidaria; Anthozoa; Malacalcyonacea; Plexauridae. The record is from the annotation of a GenBank genome assembly.
AUGUUUCACCUAAUUCGUCGAGGAAGAGAAAACCUUCGACUUCUCACGAAGCAGUUGUUCACGACAGGAAGAAAGUUUGUUUACCAGGCGGCUGACGAAUUAGAUAAGAACAAAAGAGGCCAUGACAAAGCAGACGAUUCCCCAGGUGAAGGACGUAUGUAUGAACAAGACGGCCCAUUGUGUCCAGUGAAGGCAUUUGAACUUUAUUUAGCAAAGCUGAAUCCGAAACGAUCUUGUUUAUGGCAGAAGCCUAAAGCAAAGGAACAUUUUAAAGAGACCGACGAAGUCUGGUACUGUAAUGUUCCUGUUGGUAAAAACACUUUAGGUACUUUAAUGAGUCGGAUUUCCAAAGAGUUGGAACUUUCACAAACAUAUACAAAUUAUCGUAUUAGGACGACAGCCGUCUCGUUACUUGACGAGUGUAAUUUUGAAGCUCGUCAUAUUAUGCGUGUUUCUGGGCAUAAAUCUGAGAGCAGCAUUCGCUCGUAUUCCAGACGACUCUCAGAGGUAAAACAAAAACAAAUUUCACACUCGCUCAGUAGUGCUUGCUUUAAUAGUACGAAUGCCAGUAGUUCUAGUGAAAUUGUGUUAGUAAACGAAGCAGAAGAAAUAGUUUAUACUGAGUCUGAAACUACAAAUUGCCCACAGUCACCUGUAUUGACUCAGAAUUUUGCCUCUCACAGCCAAGAAACUGUCAAUUUUCAUUCUGGAGCUUUUCCCGGGGCAAAU